GGAUUAUUUACUAAAAUCAGUUCACCGCAUUGCCCGCAACUCACCGGGAGACGGCGGCUUUCUACCUGUCAGUUUCCUCUACGCACGCGGACACGCGCACGCGCACACAAAAUCAAUCCUGUCAUUCUGCAAAAGCAUGACAGCGGAUUGGCUGCGUGCGCGCACAUUUCAAUGCAGCUUGUCAACGCAUCUUCUCGCAGUCACCACCGGAUGGGAGGAGGAGAGGAGGAGGAGGAGGAGGAGGAGGAUAGCGUAGCCAGGGGAGACAGCGAGGUGGAGGCAAGUGGUGGAGGGAGCGGGGCUGCGAAGGUGCAGCCAAAUCUACACCCAGACAAUCAGACGAGGGGGAUUUCUUUCUAAAAGAAAUGCUUUUCACGGGGCCUUGACGUUAAGCGACUAUAUCCAGUCAUCCACUGCUCCUGACGCGCAAGGCUGCCCCAUAACGCCUUUAGUCACCACCACCGCCGGGGGAAGGGAUGACAUAUUGGUGCUUGAUUAUACAUAGCGCACACUAAUUCUAUCAAAGUGUGCCAUUUGCGACUCCACGGUGAAGAGAGAGGAGGCGGGGGAGGCAAACUAUGAUCCGAGGAUGAUUUCUGCCAAGAAAACUCCGGAGAAGAGUCGCUACCCCGUCCACUAUUUGGUGUGGCACAACAAGCACCGACAGCUGGAGAAAGAGCUGGCAGCGAACGAGCAGACUGAUUUGGAGUCUCUGGACCCCCGCGGUCGGACUCCUCUCCACCUGGCCGUCACCCUUGGUCACCUGGAGUGCACCAGGGUCCUGCUGCAGAAUGGAGCUGACGUGAGCAAGGAGAACCGCAAUGGAUGGACCGUUCUUCAGGAGGCGGUGAGCACCAGAGAUCCGGAGUUGGUGCGUCUCGUGCUCCGUUACCGUGACUACCAGAGGACUGCCAAGAGACUGGCGGGCAUCCCCGUCCUGCUGGAGCAACUGCGCCAAGCCCAGGACUUCUACGUGGAGAUGAAGUGGGAGUUUACCAGCUGGGUGCCCCUGGUGUCCCGGAUCUGCCCCAGCGACACCUACCGAGUGUGGAAGAGCGGCCAGUGUCUCCGCGUCGACACCACGCUGAUGGGCUUCGAGCAGAUGACCUGGCAGCGAGGAAACCGGAGCUUCAUUUUCAGGGGACAAGACUCCAGCGCCGAGGUGAUGGAGGUCGACCACGACCGGCAGGUGGUGUUCUGCGAGACCCUGUGCGUCUCCUCCCUCGCGUCGCUGUCGCCCGGCCGGGGGAACGGCGCCGCCUGCAGCAGCACCGACGCCGGCCUGGGCCUCCUGGGUGCGGUGCAGCCCAGCGACGAGCAGGUGGCGGGCAGGCUGUCGGCGCCGGUGGUGACCACGCAGCUGGACACCCGCAACAUCGCCUUUGAGAGGAACAAGACGGGAAUCCUGGGCUGGAGGAGCGAGAAGACCGAGGCGGUGAACGGAUACGAAGCCAAGGUGUACGCUGCCUCCAACGUGGAGCUGAUCACCAGGACCAGAACCGACCACCUGUCCGACCAGAACAAGAACAAGACAAAGGGCGGGAAGACUCCGCUGCAGAACUUCCUCGGUAUCGCGGAGCAACACAUGGGACCCAACAACGGGGCCCUGGUGACCCAGAUGUCGAGUCCGGCCGUGACCAACCCGGCGGCGCUGACGGCCGAGGAAUACUUCAACCCCGGCCUGUCACCGACUCAGAGGGACAUCGGCCACGCGUGCCAGCUCACCACCAAGACCCAGAGGUUCAAAGCCAAGCUGUGGCUGUGCGAGUCCCAUCCUCUGUCGCUGGCGGAACAAGUGGCGCCCAUCAUCGACCUCAUGGCGAUCUCCAACGCCCUGUUCGCCAAGCUGCGCGACUUCAUCACGCUGCGCUUGCCGCCCGGCUUUCCCGUCAAGAUCGAGAUCCCCCUGUACCACAUCCUGAACGCCAGGAUCACCUUCAGCAACCUGAACGGCUGCGAGGAGGGGACGACGGGCGGCCGCGUGGACAACGACGGGGUCGGCGGCGGCGGCGUGGAGGGGGACGGACAGAGAGACGCCCUCCCGAGGACGGACACCCCGUCUCCGGGCAGCGACUCCUCCAGCGUCUCCAGCUCCAGCUCCACGAUGUCGUGUCGAGCCGGGGAGAUUCCCCCGUGCGUGUUCGAGCCCCCGUCUGGAUACACCAUGCUAGGCGGCAAGCAGAGGGACAGCAUGAGGGACGAGGAGGAGGACCUGCUGCAGUUCGCCAUCCAGCAGAGUCUGCUGGAGGCCGGAUCCGAGUUCGACCAGGUUACCAUCUGGGAGGCGCUGACCAACAGCAAGCCGGGAACGCACCCCCUGUCCUGUGACCCGAGUCGUCUGGACAGGACCCCGCAGCACAAGCCCCGCCCCCCCUCCAGCCUCUCCUCCACGCCCUCCAAGAAGCCGCCGCCGACGACCCCCUGCAGCUACAACGAGCAGCUGCGCAUCGCCAUGGAGAUCUCGGCGCGGGAGCAGGAGGAGGCGGAGCUGCGGCGGCGGCGGGACGAGGAGGAGCUACAGCGCAUCAUCCAGCUGUCACUCAUGGACAAAUGAGAGCUGACGGAGGUGGGCGGGGCAGAGGGCGUCAGAAGGGAGGGGUCUGACAGCAAGGAAGCGUGGGAGAGAAAGCAGCGGCACAGGCCACUUUAAAACUUACAGCACAUUCUGUAAAGUGGCAGCAAACAAUCAUCCGAGCGGCUUUCGCCUUUUCUCUCCCGCCGCCUCCUUCGCCAGACCUCUCCCGUGAAGCCAUACAGCGACGACGACAACGCCGCCGCCGCGGAGAGAGGGGACGCCAUGUUGUUUCCUCCGUCUGGGGCCACACGGUACUUUUUUCUUGACCAGUGCCAGUUUACAAACCGACAGUACAACAGGUUUUUUCGAACGCCGCCCUGGAUGAGUGGUUUGUGUCUGUGUGUUUUCAAAACCAGCUCUCCGCACAGGGGUCAACAGGUCACCCGCAUGUCCUGUGUGUUCAGGCCAACUCUCUCCUCAACACUAACACACACACACACACUCACUUCUUUUCCAGUCCUGUCAUGUGAUUGGAGCAGUGACGAGUCGGGCGAAGGCGGCGUGGAGAACUCUCUCUCUCUCUCUCUCUCUGUUAGCUUCUCGGUCGAGUUGAGCUGAAUGUCGACGACGAAAACUUCCUGAGUUUUUACUGAAAACAAAUAAAGAACAAACUUUCUUUUUUUUUUGAUUUGCACAACUUUCAGAUGUACUGUACUUUAGCUUGUGGGUGGAUCACAUUUAUUAUGACUGUUACUUGGACGUAGACGAUGAGUGUGAGCACAAAGUAAACCUGACGUUAGACGCGCAGGAGGAGCACAGAUACUGUACGACGAGAUGAACACUCGCUGUUUCUGACUAACUGUACGAACGACUUGUAAUCCAAAACAAUAAAAAAAAAGGGAGAAAGCGCUCGUGGCUUGUUGUACGUGAAAGUGUAGAACUGAAAGAGAUUUUUUCUGUGUAUUUGCGUCUUCUUACUUUACAUGAGCAGAUGAUUCCUGUGUGUUCUUUUGUCCGACUUGAGUUCUGCCUGGAAUCCUGCAAGAUCCCAGCACAGACGGAGGUUUUGUGCAGCAACGUUUUGGUUUUAUCGCACAUUAAAAACUCAGCACAACAGGCUGGACACAGAAAAUAUUUAGGCCCCUAAUAUUUAAGAUGUAUGUGCAUAUAAAACUCAUUUUGGAUUAUACAGAUUUUAUAUCAACAAACUUAAUUUGAUGAAACGUGCAAGACUGAAAAUUCAUGAAAUUGUUUCAAAUAAACCCAAUGUGUUUUAAAAACACAAUAACCUGAUUUCUAUAUUUAUAAUCAACAAAUCCAAUUUCAAAUCCAUAAAAACGAAUUAAAAUCACACAAAGUAGAAGGAUCAGGAAGAUUGUUCAUUAUUGUAAGUUACUUCCUGUUGUUAAAAUUAUUGCAGAGCUCAAGGCUGAAAACACUGAGAAACAAGGGCCAGCUUGUUUGUUUUUUUGUUUUUCAUUGAAAGAAAUGUAAAACUUUCACACUCCAAUAUCAGCACAAUCGGAGGAGAAGCAUCUCGCUCUCCUCCGUGAUUAAGUCAAACUUGCCUGAUUGUGUUUUUUUUUUUACUUUUUACAAAAUGUUGGAGAGAAAAGCGACGCAGCCAGAUGUUUUCAUGAUGUAACGCUGGAAAGUGAAUUCAAGAUUAUGAGACAAAUAAAGAAACAAUCUUUUGGA
Scophthalmus maximus (turbot) is the source of this 4213-nucleotide messenger RNA. It is a transcript of the gene ankrd13b, whose product is annotated as ankyrin repeat domain 13B. Gene Ontology annotation, cellular component: cytoplasm. The coding region runs from base 590 to 2554 and encodes 654 amino acids. The record is from RefSeq and is a predicted model, not a curated record. The transcript has 16 exons. Gene Ontology annotation, molecular function: protein binding. Lineage: Eukaryota; Metazoa; Chordata; Actinopteri; Pleuronectiformes; Scophthalmidae.